Odocoileus virginianus texanus is the source of this 4195-nucleotide messenger RNA. The record is from RefSeq and is a predicted model, not a curated record. NCBI's taxonomy places the organism in Eukaryota, Metazoa, Chordata, Mammalia, Artiodactyla, Cervidae.
GGACCAGCAGGGGUAUCCUCAGAGUUCGGUUCUCUCCUCCGCAGCCUGCACGAAACAGCCCGGGAUGGCCACCAGGUUCCCGACAGCUUCGUGUUCGGGGUUGUUGUCAUUCACGGAUAUAUCUAUGCAGUUCAGCUGGGAAGAGUGGCAGCUGCUGGAUUCUGUGCAGAAACACCUGUAUCGGGAUGUGACUCUGGAAAACUAUAGUAACCUGGUGGCUAUAGGGUAUCAUGGUAACAAACCUGAUUUAAUCUUCAAGUUGGAGCAAGGAGAAGAGCCAUGGAUCAUAAACUCUAAAGUUUCCCAUCAGAGCUGCCCAGAUGGUUGGGAAGAAUGGUACCAGAAAAAUCAUGAUGAACUUGAAAGUGUUGAGAAAAGCUAUGCUUGUAAUGCAUUUGGAAAACUUCAUCUGAGCAAAAGCCACAUUUCUUCAAGACAAAGAUUCCUUAAAUAUAACACACAUGGAAGAAGUUUGACACAAAAUUUAACUUCAGCCACAAGCUGCCUAAGAAAGAAUGCUGAUCAGUUUCAUGGGUAUGAAGAAUCAUAUUUUAUUAAUCAUCAAAGAACUCAUAGUAUAGAAAAAAACUGUAUAUGUAAUGAAUGUGGGAAAGCUUUUCGUUGUAAAUCACAGCUCAUUGUACAUCUCAGAAUUCAUACAGGAGAGAGACCAUACGAGUGUACUAAAUGUGAAAGAGCCUUCAGUGCCAAGUCAAACCUCAAUGCUCAUCAGAGAGUCCAUACAGGAGAAAAGCCCUACUCCUGUAUCGAGUGUGGGAAAGUCUUUUCUUUCAGGUCACAACUCAUUGUCCACCAGGAAAUUCACACAGGAGGGAAACCUUAUGGUUGCAGUGAAUGUGGGAAAGCCUACAGCUGGAAAUCACAACUGAUUUUACACCAGAGAAGCCAUACAGGAGUGAAACCAUAUGAAUGCAGUGAAUGUGGGAAAGCCUUUAGUUUGAAGUCACCAUUCAUUGUGCACCAGAGAACUCAUACAGGAGUGAAACCCCAUAAAUGUAGUGAAUGUGGGAAAGCCUUUAGGAGUAAGUCAUACCUCCUUGUUCACAUUAGGAUGCACACAGGAGAAAAACCCUAUCAAUGCAGUGACUGUGGCAAAGCCUUCAAUAUGAAGACACAACUUGUUGUGCAUCAGGGAAUUCAUACAGGAAAUAAUCCUUAUCAAUGCAGUGAAUGUGGGAAAGCCUUUGGUAGGAAGGAACAGCUCACUGCACAUCUGAGAGCGCAUGCGGGAGAGAAACCUUAUGGAUGCAGUGAGUGCGGGAAGGCUUUCAGCAGCAAGUCAUACCUCGUUAUACACAGGAGAACACACACAGGAGAAAGACCCUAUGAAUGUAGUUUUUGUGAAAGAGCCUUUUGUGGGAAGUCACAGCUAAUUAUACAUCAAAGAACUCACUCAACAGAGAAGCCCUAUGAAUGCAGCGAAUGUGAAAAAGCCUAUCCCAGGAAGUCACAGUUUAUUACACAUCAUAGAACUCAUACAGGAGAGAAACCUUACAAUUGUAGCCAGUGUGGGAAAGCCUUCUCCCAAAAGUCACAGCUAACAUCCCAUCAGAGGACACAUACAGGAGAGAAACCAUAUGAAUGUGGUGAGUGUGGGAAAGCCUUCUCCCGGAAGUCACAUCUCAUAUCACAUUGGAGGACACACACAGGAGAGAAACCCUAUGGAUGCACUGAGUGUGGGAGGGCCUUUAGUGAAAAGUCAAAUCUCAUCAAUCAUCAAAGGAUUCAUACAGGAGAGAAACCUUUUGAAUGCAGAGAAUGUGGGAAAGCCUUCAGCAGGAAGUCACAGCUUGUCACACAUCAGAGGACCCACACAGGAACAAAACCCUAUGGAUGUAGUGAUUGUAGAAAAGCCUUCUUUGAGAAAUCAGAGUUAAUUAGACAUCAAACAAUUCAUACUGGAGAGAAACCCUAUGAAUGCAGUGAAUGUGGGAAAGCCUUCAGAGAGAGGUCUAGUCUUAUUAACCAUCAGAGAACCCAUACAGGAGAGAAACCUCAUGGGUGCAUCCAGUGUGGGAAAGCCUUUUCUCAGAAAUCUCACCUCUUAUCACAUCAGAUGACACACACAGGAGAAAAACCCUUUGUAUGCACUAAGUGUGGGAAGGCCUUCAGCAGGAAAUCCCAGCUUGUCAGACAUCAAAGAACUCAUACAGGUGAAAAACCCUAUGAGUGCAGUGAAUGUGGGAAAGCUUUCAGUGAAAAAUUAAGCCUUACUAAUCACCAGAGAAUUCAUACAGGAGAAAAACCGUAUGUGUGCAGUGAGUGUGGGAAAGCCUUUUGUCAGAAGUCACAUCUCAUAUCACAUCAGAGGACACACACAGGAGAGAAACCCUAUGAAUGCAGUGAAUGUGGGAAAGCCUUUGGUGAAAAGUCAAGUCUUGCAACACAUCAGAGAACCCAUACAGGAGAAAAACCUUAUGCAUGCAGGGAUUGUGAAAAGGCCUUCUCCCAGAAGUCACAGCUCAAUACUCACCAGAGAAUUCACACAGGAGAGAAACCGUAUGGAUGCAGUCUUUGUCAAAAAGCUUUCUUUGAAAAAUCAGAACUAAUUAGACAUCAGAGAACUCAUACAGGAGAAAAACCUUAUGAAUGCAGUGAAUGUAGGAAAGCCUUCAGGGAGAGAUCAAGUCUCAUAAAUCAUCAGAGGACACAUACAGGAGAGAAACCCUUUGAAUGCAGCGACUGUGGCAAAGCCUUCUCUCGAAAGUCACACCUCAUACCACAUCAGAGGACACACACAGGAGAGAGACCCUACAGUUGCAGUGAAUGUAGAAAGGCCUUCUCUCAGAAGUCACAGCUUGUUAAUCAUCAGAGAAUUCAUACAGGAGAGAAACCUUUUCAAUGCAGUGAGUGUGGGAAAGCCUUCUCCCAAAAGUCACAGCUUAUUAAUCAUCGGAGAACUCAUACAGUAAAGAAAUCCUGAGAAUGGUGUUAAUGUUAGUCUUUGACAGAGAUCUUACCUCAUCAGUUAUGGUAAAUCUUUCAGAUAAUAGUUACAUCACAUUAUAUGUCUAAAUACACUUUUAAGUUAGGAACUCCAAAUAGGUUAUGUUGGGGAAGCUUUCAGCAGAUUAAUGUGUUUAUUAUAUUAGAAUUCAGAGGGAGAAUGACCCUAUGAAUUGCAGUGAAUUUCAAAAACCUUUCAAACCUUUUACAGUAGAAAAUUAACAGUACAGAAGAAUACUGUGACUAUCAGAAAACUUUCCAGAGAUCAAAUUUCAUUUGCCAUUGGAAAAAAUUCCCACUGAAAGUGAAUCCUAUUCCAGUGAGUUAAGGAAAACUUCAUGAAUACAGCAAGUGAGGUGAUAUUUUCAUCAAGAAAUAACAGCUCAUUGUACAUAAGAAGAUGCCCUCAGGAAUGAAUUCUUUGAAAACACUAAAUAUAGGACAGUCUUCGGCAAGUAACCCCACCAUAUUGUAUCCUGUGGGUAUACCUAACAGUUUAAAGACACUAGAAAUACAUGCCCCUAGAAAUAAUGCUAUAAUGGAAAGCCACGCACUGUUUAUAGACAUGGGUACCAAAAAUAACUGGUUCUAAAUUAUAUUAAGGCUCAAGUAUGAAGUUUCUAAAAAUGUGAAUAAAUUGAGUCAUUGGAAUACAAAAUUUCUCCGUGGUAUAUAAUUAUGACUUAUUUUCCUGUGUCACAGGCUGUGUUUUAUAUUUUGGAAUUACAUAUGGUAAUGUAAUUGGGAGCAUGAGAUGUACAUGCCUUGUAGUGCCUCUGAUGUCUAUCAAGACAUACCAUGUGCCACUGGUUUUUCUAUUUUAAUAAUACUAUAAAAAUGAUGACUCGUAGGACAUGUCUUACUGCUCAAUAAGUAGCAUGAGUAAUAUCAACACAUUUCCUCAUGAUUUGUUAGUUUAUAAAAGGCUCUAUUAUUGUCACUGACCUUUCUCUUUAGUAGCAAAAGCCAACAUUAUAUAAAGUCUUUUGGAUCCUAGACUCUGAGAAACAGUUUAUAGAAAACCUGAUUAAUAAGUAUUCUAGUGUAGAACUGCAGAAUGGCACAAGUAAACUGUGAGGAGUAUGAACUGUGGCUCUGCACUCCUGCUUAGUGGCAUUAACUUGGAGCAGAAUGCCCUCCUUGUGUAAUGAGGUGCCUCCAUGCAUCCAGUAUGUGUAUCUUAAGUGCUAUGUCACCCAAAUACAACUUGUAUUUUAAUUUACUGUGA